This is a messenger RNA of Pocillopora damicornis (cauliflower coral), 2097 nucleotides long. RefSeq lists its product as uncharacterized. Gene Ontology annotation, molecular function: signaling receptor binding; endopeptidase activity. NCBI's taxonomy places the organism in Eukaryota, Metazoa, Cnidaria, Anthozoa, Scleractinia, Pocilloporidae. The record is from RefSeq and is a predicted model, not a curated record. Gene Ontology annotation, cellular component: membrane.
CUUGAUAACUAAUAGUGUUGUUGGAUUCUGCCGGAGUUGAACAAAAUGACCGAUAGCCGAUUCAGAAGGCUGCUGUUGUGUUUUAUGACCAUAUGGUCUGUGGCGUUAGGACAAACAGGCAACUAUUCUGUGGUCAGAGAUCACGAAGGAAACGAAGAAUUCAUAACCGUGAAUAAAACAGGCAAUAUCUCAUGUGUUUCUGCUCAACCCAUUCCUAAAUCACAAGCCUACUGUAAGCCGUAUCGUUACAAAGGAAGUAGUGGUGUUUGCGCGAGUAUUGUCAAAGAUCGCAAUGUUUAUGGCUCAUCAUCGCAUCAAAGGAAGAUGGAAAGUAGUCUGUAUAACUUCAGAAUGGCAAAGGCUUACAUUCUUUCCAAAGGGGAUAUCUCUGAUAGGUGCCUUCGCACUGUGGAUCUGGUUUACUGCAACCACUACUUUCCAAAGUGUGACGACACGUCAUCAAAGAUUCUUCCAGUUCCAGUCUGUAGGGAGGCCUGCGAUGUUAUGGUACAGAGGCAUUGCAAAGAAGAGUAUCGUCGCGCUAAGGAAAUUAACAAGGCUCUACAGGACUCCCCUGCACUCGGGCUUGGAUGGAGUUUUGAAUUGCUUAACUGCUCAGAGUUCCCUUUGAGAAACGGUGGUUCUAUUCCAGAGUGUCAUUAUCCUGAGGAACUCGAAGAAAAAAACGCGUUGGAAGGAGACUUCAGUGAUAGGUGUUUCUAUGGCGACGGUCAAUUAUACCGUGGAAAUGUAUCUGUGACACAGUCCGGUUACAAGUGUCAGUCGUGGACUUCCCAGUGUCCUCAUCGGCACCACAGAACACCAGAAAUUUUCCCCGAACUAAGUAACACCGGCAAUGCAUGCCGGAACCCCGGAGGACAGGCCCCUCUCGGUCCUUGGUGCUACACCACUAAUUCUACAGUUCGUUGGGAAUACUGCAAUAUCUCAACUUGUGCUCCAGAAGACGCAACACUGUCCAACUGGAGUCCUUUCACCAACUGUUCAGUAUCUUGCGGGAACGGCUGGAUCACACGCACGCGCACUUGUACCAGACCACGCCUUGGCGGGAAAAAUUGCUCCUCUCUCGGUGCACUCGUUGAACGGCAACCAUGCAGCCUUCAAAAUUGUUCCGAGAAUGUCGAUAACAUCGAGGAAGUGCCAGUGGAUAAAAAGACAUUAGGGCUGAACUUUACGUGGAUCAUCAUACUCUCAACCAUUGGAUCAGUCCUAUUCUUGGUCAGCAUAAUUCUGGUCGUUACGUUGGUCAAGAAGCGUAGUCGUAAGCCAAAUAACCCUAACAUCCAAGAUGAAGAGGAGAUAACUCCUUAUGCAACGGUUCGCUUCAAUGAAGUUUUUCCAGCAAAUGCGACAAGUAAUUACUAUCCCAUUCCUGGUAUGUAUGACAAUCCACUGAAAGCUUUGCCUCCUCACCCAUGGAUAAAAACAGAAUCAAAAGCCGCUAAUAAGCAAGAGAUACGAAGAUCGCCAUACGGAAAUCUCGACCACCUGGGGAGGCAAGCAGUCAAUCCUCUCCAGUACCUCUUUUAUCAGCCUCGUUAUGAAAAUGAAUUAGCUGAUAAUACAACCCGAGAUGUGAUUUAUAUAAGGCCUGGGUACGACAAGUUGAUGUCCACCACAAGGAAAAAGAGGCGGGAAAUUUAUAGAGGUGAGGGUACGCGCUUGGCAUGCGAGAAAGCAGACAUGUCUGUAUAUGAUUCUCUCAUCCGCGAAAUCAACCUCAAGUGUAAAAGUCGGAGAGAAGAUUUGACUGACUCAGAUGAAGAUGGUGAAAGGAAUAUCCGUGUCAUUAUGGAAGAGCCCUCUGGCGACGAAAGGAGCCCAACUUGCUCAACAGAUGAAGGUGAAAAUACAAGAGACUCGACGAACUUAUCUAACAAUGGUUAUAAGGUUGACCUCGAGAAUGGUUGCAUUGUAAAUGACUGGAAUACAUCCGAGGGGGAAAAUGAGGAACAAAAUCUAACUUUAACGGAAAGAAAUGAUAAUUUGUCACCGCGUUCCCAAGCUGCCUUAAAAAUGGAAGAUAAAAGAGGUUUAUUUCAGUUUUAUAGCACUUUAAGGCAUUUCAUUGCUGAAUAA